Exophiala aquamarina CBS 119918 is the source of this 1050-nucleotide messenger RNA. RefSeq lists its product as uncharacterized. The transcript has a single exon. The coding region runs from base 1 to 1050 and encodes 349 amino acids. NCBI's taxonomy places the organism in Eukaryota, Fungi, Ascomycota, Eurotiomycetes, Chaetothyriales, Herpotrichiellaceae. The record is from RefSeq and is a predicted model, not a curated record. Gene Ontology annotation, molecular function: oxidoreductase activity.
AUGCAAGCCGUUCGGGUUCAUCCAAAUCAUUCAGAUCCGUCAGCACCAUUCUCCGCAGCAAACCCUGCCCCUGUGUCAGCCAUUCACAUCGACAUUGGUAUCCCUAUACCUCAGGCAGCUAGGCCAGGAGAAUUGCUUAUCCGCGUCCGAGCAACGACAGUCAUUCGAGAUGCCUUAACCUGGCCUGAGACGUACUCGAAAGAGUACACAAUUUUGGGCCACGAUUUUUCGGGGACGGUAAUGUCAGUCUAUGACGAAAGGGAAGAUUCGCCAUUCAAGCCAGGGGACGAGGUCUAUGGAAUGGCACAUGCAGAUCGUGGAGGAACUUGGGCCGAGUAUGUUGUAGUGAAGGUGAACGAAGCGUGCUUGAAACCCAAGCGCCUUACCUGGGCUGAAGCGGCCGCCGUGCCUCUAUCUGGGCUUACAGCAUAUCAGGCACUUUUCGAGAAGGCAGAAGUGCGGCCAUUGGAUUUGGCGAAUCCUGGCAAGUUAUCAUUGUCACAAGUGAAGGGCCACGAGACAGAGCAAUGCCGUCUCCUAGUGACCGGGGCAGCUGGCGGCGUAGGCACCUAUUUAGUUCAGCUUGGCAGACUUGCCGGGCUGUACGUGGUAGCCGCAACGAGUUCCAACUGCCGCAACAAAAAGUUCCUCGAAAGUCUCGGCGCGUCUGAGACAGUUGAAUACGCAGAUUUGCAAAAGAUUACCGCGACCUAUAGCAUCAUUAUCGACACUGUUGGAGGACACGUUCUGGAAUCCUGUUGGGAACUUGUAAAGGACGGCGGGAAGCUUAUUUCUAUCGACAGUGCAAGUUACAACUUUGUGGAGCUGCAUCGGAAGUCAGGUCUGAGUCAGCAGAAGACGAGUGUCAAGGCCUUGUUCUUCAUCGUCACUCCAUCGCGGGAAGGCUUGGAACAGCUUUCGAUAGCUCUAGGGUCGGGUCUGCUGACACCGUUCGUAAGCAACGAGCUGGCAUUGGCCGACGCAAGGCUGGCCUACCAGCAGUCAGUAGAGCAGUCCACUGGGCGAGGAAAGAUCGUUCUGAUUCCUUGA